AUGGAGCCACCUGGCCCGGCCAAGCGACUGUGUCCCUGGCGUCCGUGUCUGGUCGUGUUGCUCCUGCAGCUCCUUCUGUCGGUGUGUUUUUUCUCCUACGUGCGCGUGUCUCGAGGCGAUCUCACUGGUUUCCUGCCACUGGGGCCCAGUGCCGUGGAAUCUGCCCAGGCAGCUCCCAGCCGGUCCCCGGAACUCCCUCCCCAGACCACCCCGGCGACCCUCACCCGCCGCCCCCUGCAGAUCCUGCUGUGGACAUGGCCCUUCCACAUCCCCCUGACUCUGUCCCCCUGCUCCGAGUUGGUGCCCGGCCUGGCCGACUGCGACAUCACGGCCAACCGCAAGGUGUACCGACAGGCGGACGCGGUCAUUGUCCAUCACUGGGACGUCAUGUUCAACCCCAGGUCCCAGCUCCCGCCCUCCCCCAGGCCACCCGGGCAGCGCUGGGUCUGGUACAACAUGGAGCCGCCCUUGAACUCCCGGCAACUGCGAGCCAUGGACGGGCUCUUCAAUCUCACCAUGUCCUACCGCAGCGACUCGGACGUCUUCAUGCCCUACGGCUGGCUCGAACCCUGGUCGGGCCGCCCCGCCCACGCCCCGCUCAACCUCUCGGCCAAGACGGAGCUGGUGGCUUGGGCGGUGUCAAAUUGGAGGCCGAGCUCCGCCCGGGUGCGCUACUACGAGAAGCUGAAGGCCCAUCUCAAGGUGGACGUUUACGGUAAAGGCCACACGCCGCUGCCCAAGGGCGUCAUGAUGGAGCGGCUGUCCCGGUACAAGUUCUACCUGGCCUUCGAGAACUCCCUGCACCCCGACUAUAUCACCGAGAAGCUGUGGCGGAACGCCAUGGAGGCCUGGGCCGUGCCCGUGGUGCUGGGCCCCAGUAGGGGCAACUACGAGCGCUUCGUGCCGCCCGACGCCUUCAUCCACGUGGACGACUUC
Carlito syrichta (Philippine tarsier) is the source of this 936-nucleotide messenger RNA. RefSeq names its product galactoside 3(4)-L-fucosyltransferase-like. The record is from RefSeq and is a predicted model, not a curated record. The transcript has a single exon. Gene Ontology annotation, cellular component: membrane. Gene Ontology annotation, molecular function: alpha-(1->3)-fucosyltransferase activity. The annotation marks the transcript as partial. NCBI's taxonomy places the organism in Eukaryota, Metazoa, Chordata, Mammalia, Primates, Tarsiidae.